AUGAAGCUUAGUGACUUGGUGUUGGGCAUUCUGUUCCUUAUUCAGAUGGGAGUUGGGAUUCUUGGGAAUUUCUUCCUCCUGGGCCUCUACAGCUUCACUUUGCUCAUUGGCCAAAGGCUGAGGCCCAGAGAGUGUCUUUUUGUCCACUUGGCUUUGGCCAACUCAAGUGUGCUUCUCUCCAAGGGAAUUCCUCAUAUGAUUGCCUGGUUAGGCACCAAAAAUUUCUUGGACAGUCUUGGGUGUAAACUUAUUGUUUAUCUAAAUAACGUGGCUCGGAGUGUUUGCCUCGGCAUCACCUGCCUCUUCAGUGGAUUUCAGGUCAUCACCAUCAGUCCCGGUAACUCCAGGUGGGCAGAACUCAAAAUCAAAGCCCCAAAGUGUGUUGUCCCUACCUGCUUCCUCUGCUGGUGUUUCUACCUACUGAUAAAUCUCACUUUGCUUGGGACUAUGCAUAACUCAAGGUAUAUGAUUAAUAGUACAAGGAUGCGGCAUCUGGGAUAUUGUUCAAUUUUAGCUCCUGAUUCUUUUAAUGCCUCACUUUUUGCCAUUGUCUUUUUUAUUCCUGAUGUCAUAUGUGUGGGAUUCAUGAUCUGGGCCAGUGCCUACCUAGUGCUUCUCCUGCACAGACACCACCAGCAAGUCCAACAUAUUCACAGUCUUCUGCUCUCUCCCAGAACAUCCCCUGAAAAAUGAGCCAUCCAUGUAGUCCUCCUAUUAGUGAGCACAUAUGCCUCCUUUUAUUCCAUUAAUUCUAGCUUGUCAUUCUACCUUUUUAAAAUUGAGAAUCAUCCGCCUUGGCUCAUUGCCAUCUCUGACCUCCUAGCAGCAUGGUUUCCAACCACCAGCCCUUUUAUGCUGAUCUUCUGUGACUCUCAAGUCCAUAAAUAUUGGUAUGUUCUGUGGUAUAGGAAAUGUUCCUGUCUCCUGUGCCACAGUUUCCCUAACUGUAUACCCUCCCAGAGUUCGACUUUAGAACUAUGA
Messenger RNA from Phascolarctos cinereus (koala), 981 nucleotides. Lineage: Eukaryota; Metazoa; Chordata; Mammalia; Diprotodontia; Phascolarctidae. The record is from RefSeq and is a predicted model, not a curated record.